This is a messenger RNA of Stegostoma tigrinum, 6009 nucleotides long. RefSeq names its product zinc finger protein 423 (gene znf423). The record is from RefSeq and is a predicted model, not a curated record. Gene Ontology annotation, molecular function: RNA polymerase II transcription regulatory region sequence-specific DNA binding; DNA-binding transcription factor activity, RNA polymerase II-specific. Lineage: Eukaryota; Metazoa; Chordata; Chondrichthyes; Orectolobiformes; Stegostomatidae. Gene Ontology annotation, biological process: regulation of transcription by RNA polymerase II. Gene Ontology annotation, cellular component: nucleus. The transcript has 9 exons. The coding region runs from base 1675 to 5409 and encodes 1244 amino acids.
UGAGAGGAGGCAGUGUGAGGGAGGUAUUUAUUGUGUGUGUGUUGCAGUCCGCUCCAGGCUUGUCCAGGGCUCCAUGCUUUUGGCACGAUCGCGCACUCAGGAUUUUUUCAUUAUUCACCAUGCGUGCUCUGCACUUGGACAGCGAUUUCCUCCGUGAUUACGUGUGGCGCGUCUCCCUGCGGGAAAGCUCCCCCGUGGAGAGGUCCUGAUGGGUUUGGGCCUUACUUGAAUUUCCCAGCUUAUUAUGUGUCUGCACUGCGCGCUAACGCAGUUCCUCAGCAGCCAGCUCCGCUUCCAACAGCAGCAGCAGCAGAAGCGGCGGCGGUGGCGGCACAAAGAGCUGGCCCUGCUGCCGAGCCGGCCAGCCGGACGGCGGUCAUGGCACCAAGCUGGUCCCGCUCGCCGGCCCCCCGUCGGUGAACAUCCCCCGCACACUCGGACAGACAGCCCCGCUCUUUCUAUGUGUGCGACUAACGGAGGAGGAUCGGGACACUCUCCGGGCAGGAUAAACAAGGGGCGCCUCGUACCCUCUUUAGAUUUCUGGCUAAACAGGUGAUCCCUCCCUCCACACACACACACACACACACGUUUAAAAAUCCGCCAAGUUUAUUAUUGUUGUUGUGCAGAGAGUUAAAGCGUCAGAUCGACGGGAUUUUGUUUUGCUUUUUCCUUUCCUCUCCACUUUUUUUUGCACGCACUCCCCGCGCCCCGCUCCUUGCUGAGAAUUUUAGUCCUUGAGGUCGCCGUUGACUUGGGAAAAGGGGGCGGGCGGGAAGGAAGGUUGGUGGUGUUUGUAAGGUUUGCACGGAAGGAAGGUGGAGGUUAAUGCAAGUGGAUUUCGUGCAACAAUAGAUCGAAAUAAAAGGAGCAGUGGCAUACUUUUUUUCCUUUGAAAACAUCGAGUUUAUUUCGAGGGGGGGGGAAGGAGAAAAAUAAACAGGGACCCCCCUCCCGCCGUCUUUCCUCCUCCUCCCCACCCCUCAACUCCCCCGUAAAUAAUCACUUCUUGUCUUCGCGUGGACUGGCUGGACCCCGCAUCCAAAUCCACCAGUUGCAAAGAAGUUGGUGUGUGUUGGGAGACAGAAGAGGAAAAGGGAAAAAAAAAUAAGAGGGAGAGAGGAGAUUUUUCUUAUUUUAAAAAAAAGCCACAAACCAAAAAAAAAAUUUAAAGAAUCAUCACUUCACUGAAAUCUAGUUUUAGCACCACCACGAACAAAAAAAGUAGGAAGGAGACGUCACACGUAGUCCACUCCGAGAGGUUGAAGUUGCCGCAUUGCAACGGGCAGGAGGAGGGAGAGAGAGAGAGAGCACGGAGCAAAGAUUGAUGUUCGGAGCUCCAGUCCCUGCCCCGGACAGCAGCGCCCACAGGACAGAUUCUUCCAGCGGAGUGAAGGACUGGGGACAUGUCCAGACGCAAACAGUCUAAGCCUCGGGCUGUUAAAGUAAAUACAUGUUAAGGACUAAACCCUGUAUGAGGACAAAGAUCGUUCCAUGGCUAACUGAGGAGAUUUAGAAGAGCAAAAGAAAAAGUGUACAGUACUGCCAGUUGAAGAAAGUGAAUCUUCGGAAUUUGACUUAAAUUGGGACUCAGCAACCACACGAACAGCAGGAACCUCAGGAGGAGACCAGGAGUAUGAUACCAAGGACGGACAACUGUUGGAAGACAGACACAGCAUGACCAGUCAGGAAGAGAGAAAUGAAGAUGAUGAAGACAUGGAAGAUGAAUCAAUUUACACCUGUGAUAAUUGUCAGCAGGACUUUGAUUCACUGGCUGACUUGACAGAACAUAGGGCACAUCGCUGUCCUGGAGAUGGCGACGAUGACCCACAAAUAUCAUGGGUAGCUUCAUCGCCCUCCAGUAAAGAUGUUGCAUCCCCCUCUCAGAUGCUAGGAGAAGGCUGUGAUCUUGGCCUGGUGGAUGAAGAAGGAGGGACUGGUUUGCCCUACCCAUGCCAAUUUUGUGAUAAAUCAUUCAGCCGUUUGAGUUAUCUUAAGAGGCAUGAGCAAAUCCACAGUGACAAACUUCCCUUCAAGUGUACAUUUUGUAGCCGCCUAUUCAAACAUAAACGAAGUCGUGACCGUCACAUCAAACUUCACACUGGAGAUAAAAAGUACCACUGUCACGAGUGUGAAGCAGCUUUUUCUCGCAGUGAUCAUCUCAAAAUCCACCUGAAAACUCACAGCUCAAGUAAGCCAUUCAAGUGCACAAUUUGUAAACGUGGGUUCUCUUCCACAAGUUCAUUACAGAGUCAUAUGCAGGCUCACAAGAAGAACAAAGAUCAUAUUACAAAGCUUGAGAAGGAGAUGAAGAAAGAAGAUGUUGUUUGCGAUUAUUGUGAUGAGACAUUUAAUCAAGUUGAAGACUUGGAAAAACAUAUCGCAACAAAUCACCCACAGAUUUGUGAGAAGGCAGAGUUACAGUGCAUCCAUUGCCCUGAAGUAUUUGCAGAAGAAAAUGCAUUGAUAAAUCACAUUGACCUAGCUCAUGGGAAUAAGAAACAUAAGUGUCCUAUGUGCCCAGAACAGUUUCCUACAGUGGAAGAAGUCUAUUGCCACUUGGAUAGCCACAGACAACCAGAUUCUAGUAAUCAUAGUGUGAGCCCUGAUCCUGCUACAGGAAGUGCAGCUUCAAUGAGUAGCACGACCCCAGAUUCUAGUGCUUCAGUAGAACGAAGUUCCACGCCUGAUUCUACCUUAAAACCAUCCAGAAGUCACAGGAAACCUUCAGGAUCUUUGGAAAGAGAAGGAAGUCAAAACUCUUGGUCACCUAAAGUCACCUAUAGCUGCCCAUAUUGCUCUAAGCGUGAUUUCAGUAGCUUGGCUGUCCUAGAAAUUCAUUUAAAAACUAUUCACUCAGAUAAACCUCAGCAAGGUCACACAUGCCAAUACUGCCUUGAUUCACUUCCCACUUUAUAUAACUUAAACGAGCAUGUCCGGAAAGUCCACAAAAAUAAUAUUUUUCCAGUAAUGCAGUUCACCAGUGCAUCAACGUUUCACUGCAAUUACUGCCCAGAAAUAUUUGCCGAUCUAAGUAGUUUGCAGGAACACAUUCGAAUUACACAUUGUGUUCCAAAUACACUCUCUCAAGAUGGAAACCAUACUUUCUUCUGUUCCCAUUGUUCACUGGGAUUUCUUACAGAAUCUUCACUCUCAGAUCACAUUCAACAAGCUCACUGUAAUGUAGGAAAUCCCAAGCUGGAGUCUCCUGCACUCCAAGCCACGCAGUCCUUCAUGGAAGUUUAUUCUUGUCCUUAUUGUACCAAUUCACCCAUUUUUGGCACCAUUCUUAAGCUCACAAAGCACAUCAAGGAAAACCAUAAGAACAUUCCACUAGCAGCAAACAGUGGCAGAAAGUCAAAGUCGGAACAAAGUCCCGUUUCUUCUGAUGCAGAAGUCUCUUCUCCGAAAAGACAGAGGUUGUCAGCAAGUGUACAAUCACUGUCAAAUGGGGAAUACCCAUGCAAUCAAUGUGAUCUCAAGUUCUCUUCUUUUGAAAGUUUCCAAAGCCAUCUGAAGUCACAUUUGGAAAUUCUUCUAAGGAAGCAAUCCUGUCCUCAGUGCAAAGAGGACUUUGAUUCCCAGGAGACCCUGUUACAACACCUCACCAUACACUACAUGACAACUUCAACUCAUUAUGUCUGUGAGAGCUGUGAUAAGCAAUUUUCUUCAGUUGAUGACCUACAGAAGCACUUGUUGGAUAUGCAUACUUUUGUUCUAUACCACUGCACGUUGUGCCAAGAAGUGUUUGAUUCCAAGGUCUCCAUCCAGGUGCAUUUAGCAGUGAAGCACAGUAACGAAAAGAAGAUGUAUCGCUGCACAGCCUGCAAUUGGGAUUUCCGAAAGGAAGCAGAUCUUCAACUUCAUGUCAAGCAUAGCCAUUUAGGUAAUCCAGCAAAGGCCCGUAAAUGUAUAUUCUGUGGCGACACAUUCAGUACAGAAGUGGAACUGCAAUGCCAUAUUACAACACACAGCAAAAAAUAUAACUGUAAAUUUUGCAGUAAGGCCUUCCAUGCCAUUAUUUUGCUAGAAAAGCACUUAAGGGAGAAGCACUGUGUGUUCGACAACAGCAGCCAGAAUGGUACAACAAAUGGCAUUGUAUCAUGUAACAAAAGAGUGGAGACUGAUCUUCAGAACAUACUGAUGAAAAGCCAGGAAGCACUAAACAGUCACGAAGCUAGCGAAGAUGAUAUUGAUGCUUCGGAACCAAUGUACGGCUGUGAUAUCUGUGGUGCAGCAUACACUAUGGAGGCCCUUUUGCAGAAUCACAGGUUGAGAGAUCACAAUAUUCAACCUGGAGAAGAUGAUUGUUCUCGGAAAAAGGCUGAAUUCAUCAAGGGGAGCCACAAAUGCAACAUCUGUGCUCGGACAUUUUUCUCGGAGAGUGGUCUCCGAGAGCAUAUGCAGACCCAUCGUGGACCUGCUAAACACUACAUGUGUCCUAUUUGUGGUGAGAGGUUCCCUUCCCUUCUAACACUGACUGAGCACAAGGUCACACAUAGCAAAAGUCUGGAUACGGGAACCUGCAGGAUCUGCAAAAUGCCAUUGCAGAGUGAAGAAGAAUUCAUCGAGCACUGUCAGAUGCACCCAGAUCUGAGAAACUCUCUCACGGGGUUCCGUUGUGUAGUUUGCAUGCAGACAGUAACCUCUACUCUUGAGCUGAAAAUUCAUGGAACAUUCCACAUGCAAAAAUUGUCAGGAAACUCUGCAUCAUCCUCUCCAAAUAAUCAGAGUCAUCAGAGACUCUACAAGUGUGCUUUAUGCCUGAAAGAAUUCAGGAGCAAACAGGACUUGGUGAAACUUGACAUCAAUGGCUUGCCGUAUGGCUUAUGUGCAGGUUGCAUGAACAGAGGUACCAAUGGUCAAUCUUCAAAUGUAACUCAACAGGAAAACAAUGAACGAACCAGUGUCAGUCUUCGGUGUCCGGAUUGUUCGGUUAAAUUUGAAACUGUCGAGGAUCUGGAGAGUCAUAUCCAGAUAGACCAUAGAGAAAUGACACCAGAAACAAGUAGCCAGAAAAAGUCAUCACAGGCAUCACCUGCUCCAAGGAAGAAGACCUACCAGUGUAUCAAGUGCCAGAUGACUUUUGAGACUGAACGAGAAAUACAGAUCCAUGUUGCAAAUCAUAUGAUUGAGGAAGGCAUCAAUCAUGAGUGCAAACUGUGUAACCAGAUGUUUGACUCGCCAGCAAAGCUACUGUGUCACCUGAUUGAACACAGCUUUGAAGGGAUGGGAGGUACUUUUAAAUGCCCCGUUUGUUUUACAGUCUUCGUGCAGGCAAACAAACUGCAGCAGCACAUCUUCGCAGUACAUGGGCAAGAAGAUAAGAUUUACGACUGUUCGCAAUGCCCACAGAAAUUCUUCUUUCAAACUGAACUUCAGAACCACAUGAUGAGUCAGCACGCACAGUAAGGUGUCAGCACUGCGAGACAUAUUCUCUGCAGAAGACUCGACAGAGACACAGUGGGAGAGAACUUUUGAACAUUACAUCCAAUCAAAGUGUCAUUUGAAACCCAGAUGUAAAACUAAUGAUUUGGCCAUGAGGCACUGCUAUUAUAAGCAGUUUGAAAUGAAUAUUAAUGUAACAGAUUAAAAGUAUUCUAUGCUCAGUAUUUUUCUGUCCUGCUUUUAACUAGUGAGUUCACAGCUUUUGCUUCUAAUCAGAGUUAUAGUGUGUUAGAAACAUCAGCAUUGUUGCUGUUGUCCUUUGUUGCUUAACGUAGUGAGCUAAUAGAUGUCAAGAUAACUAGAUGUAUUUUGUUAAUACUUGCUUUUAAAUGCAGAAUUAGCCAGAUGUGAUAACUGUGAUGCGCUAGCUUGCCAUUGUCAGAAUUUUUUUUCUUUUUGUCGAAGAAGGAUGUUUUAAUUGAAUUGACCGAUUCACAGUACAAUGAAAGACUAUGUAAAGAAAAACAAUGAUUACAGUGCAACUGGAUGGUGUUUGCUUAUAAAAUGUGAUUUACCUGAUUGCAAUAACGAGGGCAGUAUAAUAAAGGGAAACCACGCACUUGA